Molecule: messenger RNA, 3959 nt
Organism: Solea solea (common sole)
Lineage: Eukaryota; Metazoa; Chordata; Actinopteri; Pleuronectiformes; Soleidae
Product: protein SSUH2 homolog
Exons: 12
Coding region: 113-1186 (357 amino acids)
Source: RefSeq, a predicted model, not a curated record
UGCAGCUGUGCAGACACUCGUAAUUGCAACAGCGUAGCGUUAACGUGGAGACGGGAGUCUGGUCUACACACUGAGCUUGGUCUGGUCCGCCUGAUCCACAUACAGCAGCAGGAUGAACAGCGCAGCUAUGUAUCCCCCUGCCACCGCACCGCCAGCUAACAUGUUCAACUCUGUGCCCGGCUACGAGGGCACUGUGGCUGGAGGAGGUGGUUAUCUGCCCCCUCCUAUGCCCAUGGAGCCUCUAGCCCCUCCUCAACCUGGGCUUGCACCUGAGACCUGGACCAUCCCAUCUCUGGAGGAGGAUGUGGCUCGUGAGGCGUUUAAGAGCUUUGCGUCUUCUCACUGCUGCUACAAUAACGCUCCGGCCAAAGAUGGGGUCAUCACCAAAAUGGAGCCGUUCAACACCUACAGGUACCGUCUGGAGACGUUCACUGAGUCCAGGUCAACUGAGUGGUCCCACAAACCUUAUGAAGGUGAGCAGGCUGACUUCUACACUCAGACUGCCCCCCGGCCCUGGGAGGUCCCGGCCACGCCACCCGACCUCUUCAUCGAUAAAAAACAGGAGAUCCGGGUGCCCUACACCUCCUCCAUCAAGGACUGCCACACCUGCCAUGCAUCAGGGACCAUGCCGUGCGAAGAGUGCAGUGGAAAUGGACAUAAACCGUGCUGGGUGUGUAACGGCGCUGGCACGAAGAAUGGUGAAAACUGCACCACCUGCAAUGGCACUGGCAAGGACAAUUGUAGAGUGUGUGACGGUCGUGCAACAAAGCCUUGCACAACCUGUAACGGAAAACGACAACUGCUGACGUUCAUCCAGCUGAAAGUGGAGUGGACUAACCAUGUGGAUGACCAUUUGGUGCAGCAGGACUCUGGUUUAAAUGUCGAUGACCUUCGCUCAGUGAGCGGGAAGGAGCUGUUCAAGAACAACAACUACUUGAUCUACCCACUGCUCGGGUUCCCCAGUGCCGCCAUUGGUGAGGCCUCCGAUCGACUGAUCAAAGAGCACCAGAGCAAGUUCGCCCAGAACUCCAGGAUCCUGCAGCAGAGGCAGAGGGUUGAGUUGAUCCCCAUUACCAAGGUGAACUACAAGUGGAAAAGCGACACUCAUGUUUACUUCGUCUACGGCAACGAGCACAAAGUCAACGCUGACAACUACCCAGCAACCUGCUGCUGUGUCGUUCAGUAGACGCACACACACACACACACAUGCCACUAAACUCGACUGUCAUGUCUCAUCAUUUUUUCUCUGUUUUUCCACUCUUUCCGGGUCAAAUGUUAAACAACUGUUACCUGCAACAAGAUGUUUCCAAAUUAUAACCAUCUAUUCAUAGAUGCUGUUUGGAGCUGAGGUCUAAAUGUAGUACACAUCAUACAGUGUCUGCACAUAAACACACACACACGUCCACCAUUUACCUCCUGUGACACAUGAUGAAUUCAUAAUAUUGAAGUGAAUAUUGUGUAAUUAACCUCAAUCUGGGCAUCAAAAGCAAAACCACUGCUGCCUUUACAGAUGUCAGUCCCACUCUUGUCAAAAACACGUCACCACUUACGUCAUCAGUGCUCCUCACUCGUAUAAUUGUGAAAGAAAUGGAUUUAUCUCCAACAUUAAGAGCCAAUGGUUUUAUACUUGUCUCUGUGUGUAAACCUGUGUGCUCCAUUAAUUCUGUUACACAGGAACUCGGGUAUUUUCUCAGUGCUGACUGGACACCUAAUUGUCCAAAAUAUUCCGUCUUUAAGAAGUAGGUGUCGGGUUGUGCUUUCCUCCAUGUUUUAAUGAAUGUAGAAACCACUUAAAUGUUUACCUGUGGAAAUCAAAGUAUGUCAUCAGGUACAGAACUUUUGUAUUUCAAGCCAUAGAGUCAUGAAGUGUCAACGUGAAUUUGCUUGUAUCUGUGUGCGUGGAUGUGUUUGAUCGCCAGAGCUCGGUGAUAUGUUGAUGAGCUAUUGUAAGGCUGGGAACUAACUGCAUAGUGCAUCUCAUGCAUCACCGUAUGUUUGGCUCAGGAGUUGUUCUCCUGAGAGAGAUAACUAAAACAAGAAAGAAGCCAAGAUUGUUUUUUUUUUUGUUUUUUUUUAAAUACACUUGACUAAAUUCCCAGGAUCCACAAAGACUGACCAUUUGGAUGAAACAUCUCUAAUCACUGCGGCCAAAAUUAAAGAUUUGCUUAGAUAUUAAAUAUAUGUAUGAUAUAUCGUGUAUAAGAAGAGUCUUUAAGGGUCAUAUAUGUAAAAUAUGCACAACAGUGACCUUUAUACCAUAAACUCAUAAAUGUACACCUGCCAGUUAAAAAGAUUUAUAAAUCCUGAAAAACGUGCGUUAAUCUCCAACAUUUAGCAAGGAAAUCUCUAAAAUCUCAAUACCUAACCGAGGAGUCUGGUAAGGUUUUCCAUGUUGCUUCCCUGUCUUGGAGAAAAUGAUUAUUAUCUCUAUUAUCUCUAUUUUAAUGCAUGUCGGUUGCUGACCCUCAUGUCUCUCCUCCUCUGGUUGAGACGUCUUUGAGAGGGGUGACGACUUCAGUAUUUCUGAUGCUUAACAGCUAGCUGCUCUCUGCUCUCUGUAUGGUAUGCAUAAUAAGACUUUAUUUUGUCAAUAUACUGGCUCUACCAUUGUUGUCAAUGAAGCCAGUAUUUCAAUUUACCAUGUUAGCUUAAUCUCUGAUGACACAUCACGAUGACUUAAUAUGAUGCAUUUCUUACAUAUACGACCUUUUAAAUAUCUUCAGAGCAUUUGUUUCCAAAAAGAAAUAAUAAUUUGACCUAUAAAGUGAAUUCAGUGAUCGCCCUGUGAUUCCACUGAAAUUAGUUGAAUUUGCCACCAAAAUGCUGUCAUUUUAAAAAGCUGCCGUGACUUGGCUUUUAAUCUUUUCAUUUGUAAUGUUUACACUGCAGUACAUACGCUGUCUCUUGGUCAGACUGAAUGGCAUUAUUACCGUUAUCCAAUACCUUUACAGUAGAAUCACUUCUUCAUAAAUAUUUUAUUUGAUGUUUAUCAUGCGUAGUUUAAUGACAGACAAAAAGUCACCAGUGUUGGAACAGUAUUCACAAAUGUUUUUGUUUUUUUUACAUUCAUACAUAUGUAUAUAUAUACAUAUACAUAUAUAUAUAAAUUGCAUUAAUAAUAACCUCAAAUGUUUACAUUAGAUUUUGCUUAGCUCCGUUAAAGCAUUUAUAUUUGCAUUUCUCACAAAAACUCUGCACAGGAAUGUAGUGAGGACAGAAAAUAGCUGACUUUACUGACUUUACAGCUGAAAGAAACGGCAGCAACAUCAUCAACAACUUCCCCAUCCCUUAAGCAACUGAUUAAAAGCAAACAUCAGGGGUCGCACACAUCAAAAGAGGUGAAUGAGUUCAUUUUAAAGCUGUAGUGUGUAACCUUUAAAUACAGACAAAUGACUGUUACAUUCAAUCCACUGUCAAAUGGGUUCACACACAAUGCUGAUUUAAGCCGGUCGGCUCUACCUGGUUCUCACUAUGGCAGGGUUUUGUUUUUGUGUCUGUGGAGACAGAGAGUGACACAUUUUACCAGCGAGCGAUGUUCUUUCACUAACUUCUGCAGGUUCACCUGAGAUAGGUUUGGGGGAUAGACAGAUUUGUUUAGCAAACAUAUUUGAGAUAGUUGCCAAACAACUGACCAAUAGAAUAAAGAAGUAGCUGCUGCCAUCACUAAAGUCAGUUAAUCUGUGAGGGGUGAUUAUAUGCUGUGGUUUGGGGUAUUUUUUUUACUGGCUUUUUGUUUUUCCUUUUCUUUAGUAGUUGGUGUAUUCAGCAGCCUCUGUUUUACUUUAUCAGCUCAAACUGAUGUGUUCAGUUCUUCUCCAAUUUGCCUUAAACAACACUGUGACUGCCAAACUGCUCGACUUGUAACCAAAAUAUACACACAAUGGUGUUUAUUACUGUAGUGCAUUAUCAACUUUAUUACUUUGUUUAACUCUUAACUGAAAAUAAACUUUUGAGAUUCA